Messenger RNA from Dermacentor silvarum, 1143 nucleotides. RefSeq lists its product as uncharacterized. NCBI's taxonomy places the organism in Eukaryota, Metazoa, Arthropoda, Arachnida, Ixodida, Ixodidae. The record is from RefSeq and is a predicted model, not a curated record. Bases 1 to 1143 code for a protein of 380 amino acids. The transcript has 3 exons.
AUGAAGCGACUGGCUCAAAACCAUGCACACUUCUACUGUAAAGGGGGAAGUGUCAGCACAUGGCAGCAACAAGCAGUGAUCACCUCGCACGAAACAGCACACGCAGUGGGGAAGCACAAGGCGGCAAGUGUCAUCAGGUGGCAGCAACAAGCAGUCAUCACCUCGCACGAAACAGCACACGCAGUGGGGAAGCACAAGGCGGCAAGUGUCAUCAGGUGGCAGCAACAAGCAGUGAUCACCUCGCACGAAACAGCACACGCAGUGGGGAAGCACAAGGCGGCAAGUGUCAUCAGGUGGCAGCAACAAGCAGUCAUCACCUCGCACGAAACAGCACACGCAGUGGGGAAGCACAAGGCGGCAAGUGUCAUCAGGUGGCAGCAACAAGCAGUGAUCACCUCGCACGAAACAGCACACGCAGUGGGGAAGCACAAGGCGGCAAGUGUCAUCAGGUGGCAGCAACAAGCAGUGAUCACCUCGCACGAAACAGCACACGCAGUGGGGAAGCACAAGGCGGCAAGUGUCAUCAGGUGGCAGCAACAAGCAGUGAUCCCCUCGCACGAAACAGCACAUGCAGUGGGGAAGCACAAGGCGGCAAGUGUCAUCAGGUGGCAGCAACAAGCAGUGAUCACCUCGCACGAAACAGCACACGCAGUGGGGAAGCACAAGGCGGCAAGUGUCAUCAGGUGGCAGCAACAAGCAGUGAUCACCUCGCACGAAACAGCACACGCAGUGGGGAAGCACAAGGCGGCAAGUGUCAUCAGGUGGCAGCAACAAGCAGUGAUCACCUCGCACGAAACAGCACAAGCAGUGCGCAAGCACAAGGCGGCAAGUGUCAUCAGGUGGCAGCAACAAGCAGUGAUCACCUCGCACGAAACAGCACACGCAGUGGGGAAGCACAAGGCGGCAAGUGUCAUCAGGUGGCAGCAACAAGCAGUGAUCACCUCGCACGAAACAGCACACGCAGUGGGGAAGCACAAGGCGGCAAGUGUCAUCAGGUGGCAGCAACAAGCACUGAUCCCCUCGCACGAAACAGCACAUGCUGUGGGGAAGCACAAGGCGGUGGCAGCGACAAGCAGUGAUCCCCUCGCACGAAAGAGCACAAGUAGUGCGCAAGCACAAGGCGGCAAGUGUCAGCACUUCUAG